AAUGAAACCUCAUUCUGUCAAUAUUCCCUACAUGACAGUUCAUUCUCACAUGUUCUUAUUUUGCGAAUUGUUUAAUUUUGUGAUAACUCUGUAAAUACGCAACAUUUGCAAAUAAUAUUAUAAGUUAAAGUUAAAAUGUCGGACGUGCCAGAUCUUAGUAGCGAUGAGGAUAACUUCGAGGAAGAUGAAUGGCAAGAAAUGGAGACAACCGACACAACGGUAACAUGCUUAUUUUGUAGUCACACAUUAUCCAAUAUUGAGGAAGGAUUUACGCAUUGCAAGUCAGCCCACAAAUUUGACUUGAAGAAACUUAAAGUAAAACACAAUAUGGAGUGCUAUUCAUACAUAAAGUUAAUAAAUUACAUCAAAACUCACAAACCCGCCCCAGAGGUUAUAAUGGACAGCGUAACAGAAUUGUGGGGCGACGAAAAGUAUUUAAUGCCGGUGGAUAAUGAUGAGUGGCUCAUGUACGACUUUGAUUCACUUGCUGACAAGCCCAGUUCGCCGAAAACUUACCAUGCUAAUGUUGAAAAUGGCUUAGUAACCUUAUCAGAAGCUCAUUUUACUGAACUCCAACACACUAUACAGUUUUUAACGUCACAAUUGGCUGAGAGUGGAACUCUCCUUCAAACGGCGAAAGAUGACAUCAAGAAAAUGCAGAGUUCUAUGAAAAUGAUCGUUGAUGGUGGUCAGAGUAACAGCAACAAUGAGGAACCUCCUGGCUUAGUGAAUUGUGUGGCGCAAGUUCCUCUAGAAUGUGAUGAAGGCUACUUCAGUAGUUAUGCACAUUUUGGUAUACAUUAUGACAUGCUUUCAGAUAAAGUCAGAACCGAAACAUAUAGAGAUGCAAUCUUAAAUAAUAAAGAAACAUUUAAAGGUAAAGUGGUUUUAGAUCUUGGAUGUGGUACAGGUAUCUUGUCCAUGUUCUCAGCAACAGCGGGAGCUAAGAAAGUGUAUGCAUUAGAUCAAUCAGAGAUCAUUUACCAUGCAAUUGAUAUUGUAAGAGAAAAUAAUUUACAAGACACUAUAACUUUAGUCAAGGGGAGACUUGAAGACACUAAAUUAGAUGAGAAAGUGGAUAUAAUUGUGUCUGAGUGGAUGGGAUAUUUUUUGCUCUUCGAAGGAAUGUUAGACAGUGUUAUUUAUGCAAGAGAUCAUUGUCUCAAGCCUGGUGGCCUGUUGUUACCAAACAGGUGCAAUAUGAGCAUUGUUGCUAAUGGAGAUGUAGACACACAUAAGAAACUCAUAGAUUACUGGUCAGAUGUCUACGGUUACAAAAUGAAUUGCAUGAAAUCCGAAGUGGUACGAGAAGCGAGUGUUGACGUAGUUGGCUCCAAACAUAUACUCUCAGAACCUAGCGUUAUAAAAGAUAUAGAUAUAAACACUUGCAAUAUUGAUGUAAUGGACUUUACCUCAGAAUUUAAGCUCCCAAUUACAAAAGACGGUACUUUAACAUCUCUUGUAGGCUAUUUUGAUACAUUUUUCGAAUUACCUAAUGCUACAGAGUUCUCAACUGGACCACAUAAAACGCCAACGCAUUGGAAGCAAACAGUUUUCUAUUUUAGAGAUUGUAAAGAAGUCAAAGUAGGGGAUGUUAUAGAGGGUACAAUCAUUUGUAGUAGACAAGUAACUGAUGUUAGAGCUUUGUCAGUACAGAUAAAUGUAUUCGGUAAGACACAUAAAUAUAUACUAAGUUAAUUUGUGAUAUGUAUGUUUUAUUAAAAUGUCAAAUACAUUAUGUAAGCAUAAGUAUUUUAGAAUUACGGCUGGAUGUGCCUUUUUUUACUGCUACGCAAUAAUAUGUCUGCUGUUUUGAGAAUGUUCAUAUAUAACUAAGAGAUAGCAUAAAAGUUAUGAAGGUCAUUAUGCCAUAAAAACUUGUAUCAUCUAUUUUUAAGAAACUGAGAUACUUACCAGCAAGUCAGUGUGUUCAUCAUUAAAACAUUCAUAUAGAUUAACAUCACCAUUGGUCUAGCCUGAUAAGUCAUUUUGAAGAAUGCUUGAAAUGCUUAAAAAAAUUCCUGUGUAUGUUACCAGCCUCUCACAACAUUUUUAACAACUGAUUUUAUUUUUAUUCAGAUUAGGUGUUAAACAGACCAAAUUAUACACUGGGGGUAAUGUGAGAAAAUAUUUCUCCUAUAUAGCAACUAGUUAUUUUAUAAUAUUACAGAUAUAUUGUUUGCAGCUUUUCUUAAAAGUGUAAAAACAGCUAUUAGAAUGAUUUAUGUUUACUUUGUUUUACACAAUAAUGAUUAAACUUGGUAAAAAGUUCCUUUGGAAUAUAAUUAUUAUUUGGUACAGGCAUUCGAAUCUUUGUUAAAUCUUGAUAUAAAUUGUUUGAGCCUUUCUUUUUAGCAUUUUUUGUUGUAUGCAAUAGAAUUGUUAUAGCAUGUAAGUGGCCUAUCACUGAAAGGUGUCUACAAUUCCUGUUUUAUACAUUGUAUGCAAAUUUACAAGAAGCUACUGUCAAGUAUAGCUAUUUGGAAACCAUUAUUAUUUGGACAUAAGUCAAUUUCUUAUUCCUAAAUAAAAAAAACAUGGUCUUUGAGUUUUACAUGAUACUUAUGAUCUUUGAAUUGAAAUUUUUUAAAAGAAAGUUGACAUUAUUAUUCAUUCCAAGUAACUUAGUAGUUAACAGAUGGCCUCCUUGUGCUAAACCUUUUUUUCCAACAUUUUCAAAAAUAAGUGUGAACAGAUCUUUAAAUGAUUUGCCUAUUUCUUAGUUGUAUAAGAACAUGUCAUGCCUCAUAUAGAUUUAUUAUUAUUUUAAGGUAAUAAAGUAAACAUUUCUUCUACGAAAA
This is a messenger RNA of Trichoplusia ni (cabbage looper), 2801 nucleotides long. RefSeq names its product protein arginine N-methyltransferase 1 (gene Art3). The record is from RefSeq and is a predicted model, not a curated record. Gene Ontology annotation, molecular function: protein-arginine N-methyltransferase activity. The transcript has a single exon. Bases 136 to 1698 code for a protein of 520 amino acids. Gene Ontology annotation, biological process: peptidyl-arginine methylation. NCBI's taxonomy places the organism in Eukaryota, Metazoa, Arthropoda, Insecta, Lepidoptera, Noctuidae. Gene Ontology annotation, cellular component: nucleus.